Messenger RNA from Schistosoma curassoni, 900 nucleotides. The record is from the annotation of a GenBank genome assembly. NCBI's taxonomy places the organism in Eukaryota, Metazoa, Platyhelminthes, Trematoda, Strigeidida, Schistosomatidae.
AUGUUAGUAUUAUCCCCGAUGAAUUCUCAUCUUAAUUUAAACGCUGUUGUUACUGACGGCGAUAAUAGCAGUCUUGAUGAAGACAAUGAAGACGAAGAGGCAGAGGAAGAAGUCAAUAAAUAUCAUUUUCGUAAACUUAAUACUGACAAUAUAAACAAUGAUUAUGUGUACAAUAUGAAUUGUGAGCCUUCUGUUCCACAUCAUACUCGUCAGAGGCAUCACCAAAUCUUAACCAAACGACCAAGAUUAUCGACAAUAACUUCUGAACAAGAAAGUUUUCAUAAUCAAAUAAACACUACAAAUAAUAAUAAUACAAAUCAACAUCACAUGAAUUGUUCUCAACUACAUCAAAGGGAUUUAAUAAUCACAUCAACUAGUAUGUCACUUGGAUAUACCACCAAUGCUGUUAUUACUAAUAGUAAUGAAAAUAAUAAUGGAGAUGAUCCUUAUACAACAUUUCGUUCAUUGUUAUUACAAUCUGACUAUAACACUAAUGAUAAUAGUUCACCAGAGAAAGAAAAUCGAACGUCAAUUUUGACAUUGAAAAGUAGAUUGAAUCAUUAUGUCAGUGAUGAUGAUGAUGAUGUUGAUGAUGAUGUUCCUGAUAAUGAACAUGUUGAGAAUAUGUCUACAUCUGAAUCGAAUUUGAUUCUUCAUGAGGCUCAUAAUAUCGAUCGUUUCCCAUCAUUAUUAAAACAUAAUUCUCAUAUAGAUUAUCAUCAAGUUUUAAAUGAUGAAAGUGUUAGUACUAGAAAUGAUGAACUACAUGAAUAUAAAGUGCACCUUGUGGAAAUUUUCAUUUGUAAUGUGAUCAAAUUCAAUGCCUCAGCCAUCAUCAAUGGCUUCUACAGAUCAAACGAAUUUCAUGACUGUAAACAACACAAAUGGAUCUUAUGCUAA